Messenger RNA from Cephus cinctus (wheat stem sawfly), 5940 nucleotides. RefSeq lists its product as uncharacterized. Lineage: Eukaryota; Metazoa; Arthropoda; Insecta; Hymenoptera; Cephidae. The coding region runs from base 155 to 5629 and encodes 1824 amino acids. The record is from RefSeq and is a predicted model, not a curated record. The transcript is spliced from 41 exons.
UUCACACUCCCGAUAGCGCCAUUUGCCAUGAAAAUGGCGAGUUAGUGCGCUAGUUUAUGUUACUUUUUGACAGUAAGCGCAUUAUUAUACAGGAGUGUAAAGAGAGAGGAAGAAUUUGAGGAACAUUUUUUUGGUUUUCAAUAUUGCAUCGACUAUGUAUUCUCCUGAUGGCAAUGUCAAAGGCUCAGAAGAAGAUUCAACAAGCAGCGCAAAGGCUGUCAGCGGGCCUUGUACAGCGAUCGAUGUUAAAACCGGUGCCAUUUGUGGUCAGACGGAAGGUCUUUAUAUUCUUGAUGAGUUUCGUAAACUUUAUGAAGCUCGUUUGAGAAAUGUUGAUGAAGAACCAAUUGAUACCGAUGCCGAUCGGACAUCGAUGAAACUACAAAUAAUGUCAGAGUGGGUUAAAGAUUUAGACGAACAAAAUGUAAUGCUUGUUCGGACUGUCGAAGAAUUAGAACAUGCUGCUUGUACCAGAGUUACAGUCUUGGAAGAUAAGUUAAUGCAUUCAUCUAGUAUAGCUGCUGAUAGUAUGACGCGAGCUUUACAGUCCGAUGAGAAUCUUACUUUACUCACAAAUCGUAUUGGACAAUUGGAGAAGGAUGAGGAAUCUCUUCAUCAAAGAAUUGAAUUCCUUCAAAGCGAUAUCAGAGGAUUGCUUGAAUUGAUAAGGCGUGCACGACGUGAAAACUAUUGGAGCACUGAUGGAAUAACAUUCUUUGAAAUUCGGCCAAAAGAUAUUCCUUCUGCAAUAGACUGCUCCUGUAACCAGGACAAAGAUACCAUGGAAGAAAACAUAGAAUAUUACAAACUCCAGUUGGAAAAACUAAAAAAGAACGAAAAGAAAGCUCAGGCAUGUCGAGCAGAGCUUGAAGAAAAAUUGGCUGAUCUGAACAAAAAGGUCACAAUAAAGGACGAGACAAUCAAAAAAUAUAUUUUCAAGCUUCAGAAUCUAAGAGACAAUCUUAAGAGUCAUCCUCAGCUGUCAAACCAAAUUAUUGUAGAAUCUUCUACAGUCAGUGUGGAUGACUUUGAUUCUGACACUGACACGCUAAUAAAUGCAGUGGAAUGUGCCUUAGUAUCAAAAGAUUUGAACAUCGAGGAGUUAACUGAUCAGCUACGCGAUUGCCAAAUAAAAUUGGACGAAAUAACUCAAGAAAAGAAUGAUGAGAUUAAACGACUACGCAUACAGUUGGACGAGCAACACAAAAGGUUGCAGACCCUUGAGUGCCAGCUCCAUUGUCUGGAAAAAGAAUCAAUGGAAAGCCGCGAAGUCCUGACAAUGGAGGUAGCCGAGAAGCAUGAUCUUGUGAUGGCAUUACGCAAGGAAGUAGCGGACCUCGAGGAGCAGUGUCGCCAUGUAAAUAUGCAAACUCAUUUUAAGGACGACAUCAUUAAGGAGAUGAGACGUGAACUGAGACAGGCUAGGAUGAAGGACACAUGCUCUUCUCCCAGAAAAGUGCGCAUCAAGGCAGAGCCCUGUUAUGAGGAAGAUGAAACGUGUAAUGCUUCUGCUUUUCAAAAGGAUAAAAUUUUGUCAUACCUAUCGAAUACAAAGAUACUCAUGCAACAGGAAAAAAAGACUCUUCUUGAACUGAAAUCAGAGUUAGAGAAAAUUCUUGAUGAAUUUAAUAUGAAAGAGAAAGAGUCAGAAUCAAGAGAUGGUAUGAAAAACUGCAUUGAUGACGAAGAAUCUAAGCUUACUCACUUGGAGAAUACUCAUCAAAAUUCUUGUAGUCCUGAAAAGUGCAAUGAAAAUCAACCAAACGAUACUUGCAAUUCACCAGAUACUUUGACAAAUGUAGAGAUCAUCAAGCAUUUCCGAAUGAUGGAAGAAUUUCGUGUUUGUACUGUGGAAGCUCAAGCAGCAACAGAGGAUUUGCGUGAAGAAAUGAACAAUGUCAUUGCAACCUUACAUACUCGUCAUCAUAAGUUUACGGAGCUUAGCGAAGCAGUUCAUCAAGCUCAGGAACAAUUAAUAAAAACAAGACAAAAUAUAUCAGAGACUAUUAAUCGGUUGGAAUCACAGGGACUGGAGCAAGCAGAGUAUUUUGCUGAGAUCGCAAAAGGCGAAUUAAAAUUGAAAGAUAUAAAGAAUGAAAUUAAUCAAGCUAGAUCCGAGAUUACUCAAUGUAUUAAUACGGUUCAGGAUAAUGUUCAGCAAUGCAGUUCGAAUGAACUCUCUAAGACACAUACGUAUGGUGAUCUGCUCGUUGAUGUAGUGGAAGAAGUUGAGCAGAUAGUGUGCAAUUUAGAAAUGUGUCAAUCCCAGAAUUUUAACGCAACAUCCGAACUUUUCAAGUGGAAAGAACAUUUGUCUACGAUAGAAGUCAACUUGAGUAACAUUCAAAAGAACACGGAUACAGUAUUGCUAGAGAAUACAAUUGCUCAGAAGAUGUUUUGUGAGAAAGCUGAACGACUUGAUAAUCUUAAGGACGAAUUGGAUUGUGCUCAAACGAAGAUGCAAGAUGCCCUGGAAAGCAUUUUGAAUGCUAGAGAAAAGUUAAUAAAUCAGUUGCAAAAGGAUGACACAACAAACGAAUGGAAAUGUCAUGCGACUGAAUUACAGAACCAGGUUGGCAUUCUCGAAAAAAAGAUUGUAGCGCAUAGGGUAGUAGAGGGAGACCUUCGAAGAAGUCUACGGUGCAGUGAAAUGCAGCUUAAAAAAUCGAUGGAUCUUCUUGAAUCUUUUAAACAUGGUCAUAGCAAGUCGGAUGGAUCACACUUAAAUUCGCGUCAUUUGAUACAGCGUGAGAAUAUACCCCAAUCUUGUAAAUCGUUACAAUCUUCGGUAUUUUCCAUGACAAAAACUCUGCAAGAACUUACCGAAUUGAAGAACAUGGUCUGUCAAGGAUCAUCGCACCUCAGCUUGCCAAUAGAUGUUGAAACGGGAGCCAAAGAUUUUUGGAAUAAGUACAGUGAAAAAAUUGAGCAGUGUUUACUGGAAUUUGAGGAACUUCAAAAUACCUUGAUAUCCAAGGAUACUCUCCUGAACAAUAAAGAUGAAAUUAUACGGAUCCAAAAAGACUCGAUAGCAAUGACGCAGACCGAGUUAAAAGAUCUUCAUCAAAAGCUACAAGAUAAGAUUGAUGUGCAAGGUAGUAUUAUAUCUCAGUACGAGAAGGAGAAAAAACAUUUAAUAAAGCAGAGUGAACUCCAGACUCAAACUAUCGCGAACCUGCAGGAUGCUGUGGUCGAAGCAAAAAGAAAAUUAGACCAAAUGGCAAACAAAAGCAGCACUGAACUUUUGGACAAGGAUGAAGCAAUUCGAAUAAUGAGUUUGUACCUUGCAGAAACACAAAAUCAGUAUAACGAGUGUUUUACAGAGGCUGCAGAACAGGGAUCAAUACUAGAAGUUCAUCGGGAUGCAAUUGACACAUUACAAAAGAAGAUAAAUCGUAUAGAAUACGAUGCAUGUAUGCUGGUGGCGUUAAUCAAUCUGAUAUAUCAUUUUAUUUUAGCUCACAUACAGGAGCAACUACAAUCCCACGUUUGCAACCUUGAUAUGCUGAGGAUUAAGACGGAUACCCUUGUUAAGUCUAAGAAGUGUCUUGAGGAAAAAUAUAUGAAUAUCAAACAAUUGUGGCACGAGACAGACCGAGAAUUACGGGAACUAAAAUCAGCAAAAAGAGAUUAUAAUGUAAAGUAUUGUCAAACUGAAAUUGUAAAUGUCGAAAAAGUAUACCGCUCUCAAGGAACACUGUGUGAGAAAGAUGUUCGAGAUUCAUGUACUUCAACUAUGAAUGAAGAAGUUCAUGAAAUCAACAAUGAAUCGUCGAUGAAGGAAAAAGAAUUAAGAAAAAAAAUAAUUUUUUUGUCUCAGGAGAAUGAAGAAAUAAAGAAACAACUGUGCAAGUACCAAUUGGAUUUCGAAAUAUUGGAAAAGGAAAUGAAUUUUGAGAAAGUCAAACCGCAAGAAGAAUUAAAGACUAUGAAAAUGGAAUUGGAACAAACGAAAAAUGAAAAUGAAAGACUAAUAGCUGAAAUUGGUGAAAUAACUGCACAGGUAGAAGUUUUGGUGAAGACAUUACAAACCACGAAAGAGAAAUCAGAAAAAUUGGAAAAGCAGUUUAAAAAUUCAGAGAUUUCAGAGAAAAAGAUUGAAAGUUUGAAGCGAACGAACGAGAUUCUAAUGAAGGACUUGGAAAGUUUACGUAUGCAAUUUGAAGAUACCCAAAUAAUACUUACAACGUCUACGAAUACUAUAAGGAAUUUACGAGAUGACAUAAAUAAUAGGAAGGAAGAAGUGGAGAUUCUGCGGAACCGAAUUGCAUUCUGUGAAAAUAUAAAGAAUGAACAGGCUCGUGUUAUCGAAAAUCUGGAGGCAAAAUUGGAAGUAAAUGAACAUGAAUCCAGUGAAUGUCUUUGUGAGCUCAAUAGUUCCAAAGAAAUGCUGUGUGUCCUGCACGAUCGGAUUUCGUCACUGAAAAGCUUAUUGAAGGAGAAAUCUGAUAUGAUGGCUACACUUGAGGCAGAUUAUGAAAUGUUAAAGAAUUCUAAUGUCAUCCUGACAAAUGAGAAUGAAAUGCGCGAGAACAAAGACAGGGAAAAUAUAUGCGAGCUAAAAAAGAAGUUGAAGGAAAUUCAGUUGAAACUUUGUCAUAUGGAGGAAAAUUAUCUGAGAGCAACUGAAGACUUUAAUAAAAGUCAAGUUAUUGUAAUGGAAGCAGCAAAGCGAGAAGUCGAUCUGCAAGAAACAAUAACAACAAUGGAAAAGGAUUUCCUUUUAAAGCUGACAAACGCAGAGGGAGAAGAAAUGAGACUGCAAGAUUUAGUAGAAAAGCUCAAUGAAGAAUUAGGAGAGCUACGGAAUGAACUUUCUGUCAAAAAUACUAAAAUACAUCAAGCUCGGUGCAACUGCAAAUCGCAUCUUGAGCGUCUAGAAACAUUACAGCAGGAUGUAAAUGAAAUGCAUAAGUGUCUGUGGGAUCUUAGACAGGAGUGUCAAAUCAAAAGUAAAUCUUUGGCCAGUAUAUCGGCCGAACUAAGUGAAACAGCUGCAAGCCGAUCACAGCUGUGCAAUGAAUCGCAUCAUUUGGUUUCCAGCAUCCGAACUUGGAUGCAGCAACAGAAAAAACUAGUUGAGAACCUUGCAUCCAGAUUAAAAACUAAACAGGAACAACUUGUACGAUUUGGAUUUGAAAAGAAAGCUCUUUUAAUGGCACUCCGAGAAUUCAGACGUGCAAAUGGAGUCCUUACACAACGAUUAAGAAGAACUCACCUCAGGUCAUCCGGAAUCUGUAAAGGAAAUAGGACACGAGGUGUAAUACCAACUAUGGGAUCAUGUCGCAUAAAUUCACCAUCACCGUCGCCCACAUCGACCUCAUUUUUGUCUUAUGCUGUUCCAAUUUAUUGCUCAAACAUGGAGUCAGAUUUACCCAACAAAGUUUACUCUCGCCUGUCUGUCCAGAAAUGCUCAUCUGUGGGUCCCAUAAGGAGCACUCGACGAUGCUCCGCAGCGUGUGCUGGUAACUCUUGGUGGUUUCCAAAGAUGGAAUAUCUUACCAAAGAAUUACGAAAGAAUAAUGAAUGGUGGAGUGGAAAUAAACAUUUCAUAGCAGAUACAAUAGAAAACCAACCAAGUUUUGACGAGAAUCGGGAUUGCGGAUACCAGUCAUCUACCAGCAAAUGAGUGGAUAGUAAAAGAAACAGAUCAACGUAAUUAUGAUCUUCUGUGGUUGAUCUGGCAAUUGCCGUAUUCAUUUUUUUAUUACUCUCAGGUGUCCUUGAAUUUCCACUUUGGAUAAAAUGCAUUGAAUUGUGCGAGACUUUGCACAAUUGCGCUCACAUAUCAUACUAUAUAUUCCGAUCGGCAAUCGGUAGAAUUAAAUUUCCAAGACUGUUUUCCAACGGCAGUGAACUUUUAAUCACGAUUUUAUGUAAUUUCUCUUUUAUAUGCAUAUUAACGAAUACGUUUGACAAAGUAAAACUGUACACAGUUAA